AUGGCUGCUGAGAGAGCGAUGGGGCCACUGAUUGACGUGGUGAAAGAGGCGGUGCUGGCAGCAGUGAGAGGGGAGCUGGCUGCACACAAGGAGGAGGUGAAUGAGUUGCGGCACCUGUUGACUGCUGCGGAGGAGCGGAACAAGGCAGCUUCUGUUGCGAUGGAGGAGAGGGAGAGAGAGUUGGCAGAAGCGAGGAGGGAGUUGGCUGAGCACAAGGGUGCUAUGGUUGAGCAACGGGAUGUGGCCGAGAGAAAGAGAGAGAUGAGGGAGAAGCUUGUUGCAGAACUGGCUGCAGUUAAGGGGGAGGUGGGUGAGGUGAAGGGGGAGGUGAGUGAAGUGAAGGGGGAGGUGAGUGAGGUGAAGGGGGAGGUGGGUGAGGUGAAGGGGGAGGUGAGUGAGGUGAAGGGGGAGGUGAGUGAGGUAAAGGGGGAGGUGAGUGAGGUGAAGGGGGAGGUGGGUGAGAUACGGCACGUGCUGACUGUUGUUGCGAAGAGGAAUGAGGUAAUCGCUGCUGUGAUGAAGGAGAGGGAGAGAGAGUUGGCUGAUCUCAAGGGUGCGAUGGUUGAGCAGCGGGAUGUGGCUGAGAGGAGAGACUCGGAUAUGCGAGAGAUGAGGGAGGAGCUUGUUGCAGCACUGGCUGCUGUGAAGGGGGAGGUGGGUGAGGUGAAGGGGGAGGUGAGUGAGGUGAAGGGGGGGGUGAGUGAGGUGAAGGUCGAAUUGACUGCACUGAAGGGGGAGGUGAGUGAGGUGAAGGGGGGGUUGGGUGAAGUAAAGGGGGAGGUGGCUGCGCACAAGCAGUCAACUCCAUUGCAGUUGGAGGAGGCUGAGAGGGGACGAGUGGCGGAGAUGAGAGCGCAUGUGGAGGAGAGGGAGAGGGAACUGGCAGCAGUCAAGAGGGAGUUGGCUGAGCAGAAGGGAGCUGGAAUCAGCCAGAGUGAAGCUGAAAAGAAGAUGGCAUGGGAGGGCAUGCAUCGCUUGCACAGGGCUUGCAUCGCUUGCUCGUUCUUUCUUGUCACGGUGAUCAUCUCUUUCCUUGCCUCGUUUCCCUCUUCACUCGCUUUCACCAAGAAUUUAAGCUCCACUUUAUCCUGA
Messenger RNA from Closterium sp. Naga37s-1, 1092 nucleotides. The record is from the annotation of a GenBank genome assembly. NCBI's taxonomy places the organism in Eukaryota, Viridiplantae, Streptophyta, Zygnematophyceae, Desmidiales, Closteriaceae.